AUGGGUUGGAGGACAGGUGAUAGGGCUGAUGAGGGGUUGUCACUGAAGCCCUGGCAUGUCCGCUUCCAGGUGCCCUUGCCUGAGCUGCUCAGCCUGAUGUGUAAGCCCGACCACACCUCGGCCUUCGUGGUGCUGAGUGAGAGUGCCACGGAGGUGGCUCUGAGGGCCCAGGCCCAGGGCAAGGCCCCUGACAUCCACCAAAGAACGUUUGAGCUCAUCUCCCCACAGGGCCUCCUCAUCCAUCUUGCGCUGUGCGCCCUGAAGCCCUACAGGGGAAAUGGGUUUGGAGUCAGCGCCCUGAGGCUCCUCCUCACCCUGAAUACUGCCAUGCACGAAAGCGUGGGCCCACUGUGGGAGAAGGAGAUCCCCGAGAUGCUGGAGAUGCUGUAUGAGCACACAGAGAGAUGCCUUGAUCAGGACGCGUGGGAGGCCAGGCUGCUCCAGUUUUCCAGCCAGUCAUUGCUGGCCAUCGAGGAUGUCCACUGGCUGGAGGAAUUCACACUGGCCAUCCUGGAGAGGAUACAGGAUGGCAGGGAUGAGGAAGAGCAGAAGGCUUUCCUGUACAGAUUAUUUGGCUUCACCCUGCGGACCUCAAGGAAUCUGAAACUGGUACAGAAGAUGCUGCCUGCCAUGCUAAACACCUCCCAAGAGGAGCCGGAAGAGAGGGAGGGCAUCGCCAAGGCACUAGCUGUUGUGUCCCUGGAACACCUGACGGUGGUUCUGGAUGAACUGGAAGUGUACGGCACUAAACUCACUGACAGGGACACGUCGUCCAUCCUCAAACUGGCCAAGGAGUAUCAGCAAAGGGAGUGGGGGCUGGUCUGCCACACCAUCUACCUAAGCUACGGCAUGAUGAUGUCUGUGGCCAAGGACACCCUCUCCUGCCAUGUGGACACCAUCCUGGCCUUGGCCGUGCAGCAUUACCAGGAGUGCAUUGUGAAGAAGGACGAGGCUCUGAAACUUGAGUACCUGGAUGCGCUGACCCAGAUGACAAGCAUCCUGAGCACCCAUCCCAUUCCCUUGCCAUGCAAGUUUCCCCACAAACAGGACCUUGUGACCUCUAUGGCGGUCCCCUUUUCUCUGGUGUCUCCCUGGUUCUUGCUCUACCUACUGCUCUGUCUCCACCAUCUCUCUCUCUCUGUACCAUCGGUCUUCCUUUCCCCAACUGUCCUGUCUGGCCACCGCUCUCUGCUCACACUGUGCUUCACUCUGGACCUUAGCAAGCUUGAACCAGCCUUGGAGUCGGAUAGUAUAGCAGAGCUCCUUCUCACAUGCUGCGACAGUGUGCUCUGCCUUCCCCCCUCGGAUGGCCUGCAGGAGGCGGCCUCGGAUCCCACUGAGGAACUGCUCAGGAGAAGCCUGCAAUCUCUCCAGAGGCUCAUGGUAGCACUCGUCACUGAGAGGCCCACUCAGAUCCAGUCCUGCUUGGAGCUCCUCGAGAUGUGGCUAAAUUCUCAGAAGGACCAUGAGCGGGAACGGGCCGUGUCAUGUGCUUCUUACGUUCUCAGCUUUACUGUAAAAAUGAAUAACUUCGAAGGGGAAAUUCAGUUCACCCGACUAGGGCACCUGGUGAGGAUGCUGGCCAUACACUGCCAGGACCCCGUGGACAGCGUCUGCAUCUUGUCUGCCGAAGCCGUCUACAGCCUCUACUGUGUCCUCCUGCUGCAGAAGAAGAUGUCAAGGAAAUCAGAAAAGCACUUGGAAGAAGAGGCCAAGAGAGAAGCCUACAGUGCCAACACCUUCUAUAAAAACACCUUUCAAAUUGGCAGGGUGGAGGAAAUAGCGGAGGGAAUCCUCCAGUGGCUCAGCAGGAGUCUGAAGCCCGGCACGAAGGAGGAGACCCUGCAGGCCAUGUGCUCCCUGGCAGGAAGCAACACCUGCUCUGUCGUCCCCAUGCUGCUCAGCAAGCCCCUGCCCUGGGACAGCACCACUCUGGCCCUGUGGAAGGCAUUUGGCCCCCAGCGAGACACAGCUCUCAAUGUCCUGCAGCUGCUCACUGACUUCCUGGAAAUAAGCCACUACAGAGAAGACACAGGGGAGAUGGACACCCAGCCUGUGGUGGUCAGCACAUGA
Messenger RNA from Nycticebus coucang (slow loris), 2073 nucleotides. Its product is annotated as maestro heat-like repeat-containing protein family member 1. NCBI's taxonomy places the organism in Eukaryota, Metazoa, Chordata, Mammalia, Primates, Lorisidae. The coding region runs from base 1 to 2073 and encodes 690 amino acids. The transcript has 16 exons. Gene Ontology annotation, cellular component: cytoplasm. The record is from RefSeq and is a predicted model, not a curated record.